AAAGAAAUUGUCAAUUAAUAAAAAAAAGUAUAUCAAAAAUUCCAAACAUUAAACCUUUGAACUUGGAAUAAUCCAUGGUGUUCUCCAUCUUCAACCCAUUCUUCUGUUUCCUCUUUCUCUUAUUCUUUCAACCCUUUCAUGUUGUGGUGGCUGAAAAUGGUUCAUUUCGACGACCCUUUUCAAACCACAAAAGGUCUGUCCUUUUCAACUGUAGAGAUUUGGUGUUGAAGUCAAAGUGUUCUCAGAACUCCAAAUGCAGCUGGUGCACCAGUCAAGUUCUUGAUGACACUUGCUUCUCUAAAUCUGAAGCUUUAAGGUUGCCUCAUCAGGUUUUCUCUUGUUCCGAUUCAGAUGUGGAGAAGAAUAAUUCCUCCAAAUCAAAGGCAGAAGCAACCACAUCGUCUUCACCUUAUCAUCAUAAUCCAUCCGAAUUAGACUUUGUAGAUGGAACAAUUGAGAAGCCAAUCGAGUCAUCUGAAAAAAACUAUGUUUGUGAGAAAACUGACUCUAUGGUCACCACAUGGAUCAUCAACUCCAUAGAUACAUCCAUGCACAACAGUGUAUCACAAUCACAUGCUGCAACAACCAGAGACGAGGAUUGGCUAGACGAGGAAGAAAGAUCCGCUCAAACAAACGCACAGCGUAUCCACCGAUUAUGGAGGACUCUGAGUUUAAUUCAGCAAGAAUCCAAGAUGACGGUAACUGAAUACUACAACAGGUUUAAACGUCUCCCCGAUGAGCUAUGUGAGCAACAAUCACUUCUUAAAUGGAAAUGUGAAGCUGGUAAACAGAUUAUGCAGAGAGAAGACGAAGACAGUCGCGUCCUUCUAUUUCUUAGUGGCCUUGAUGGAUUUCUUUAUGCUGACAUCAAAAGAACCAUUGUAAAUAUUGAUCCACUUCCUUCCCUUAAAGAAGCUUUCAAUUACGUAUUGAGGGAAGAAGCAAGGAUCAAUGCAGAUAUUAUAAGGGAAGUGAAGCAACAAAAAAGUUCUGGUUUUCAUUCAUUCAAACAGAAAAGUAGUGAUGAUAUCAGGACUGAAUGCGACGAUUGUGAAACAAUUGGAUUACAAGAUGGAUCCGAAUUUUUCGAUUAGUAAGGGUAUUAAAAAUAUGUCAAUGAUAAAAAAAUAAUACAAGAUCAAAAACCAAUUAUUAGAUACUAAAAAGUCUAGACUACAAAAAAAAUAUUAAAGACAUACCUGAAGAAAUAGACAUAACAUAUGUUUAGAAAUUCGUCCAACCAUCUAUUAUCGGUUAUUGCAUUGAGAGCGAUCUAAUGUGAAAAAACAAAAGUUACAAAAUGAAAUUUCUCUGCUGUCGUA
Molecule: messenger RNA, 1322 nt
Organism: Lathyrus oleraceus (garden pea)
Lineage: Eukaryota; Viridiplantae; Streptophyta; Magnoliopsida; Fabales; Fabaceae
Exons: 2
Coding region: 75-1094 (339 amino acids)
Source: RefSeq, a predicted model, not a curated record